Molecule: messenger RNA, 3800 nt
Organism: Boleophthalmus pectinirostris (great blue-spotted mudskipper)
Lineage: Eukaryota; Metazoa; Chordata; Actinopteri; Gobiiformes; Gobiidae
Gene: wfs1b
Product: Wolfram syndrome 1b (wolframin)
Exons: 10
Coding region: 291-3158 (955 amino acids)
Biological process (GO): endoplasmic reticulum unfolded protein response; calcium ion homeostasis
Cellular component (GO): endoplasmic reticulum membrane; endoplasmic reticulum
Molecular function (GO): protein binding
Source: RefSeq, a predicted model, not a curated record
GGGCGGGUGCGUUCAGGGAAGUAGCUGACCCCGUGUGUCCGUGUAUUGUCUGUUUGGAGUUUGAUCACCCAGAGACACCCUAAGCAUACAUCCUACAGCAACUAAAACGAAAGGAAAAAAUGGCUCGAGACAUUAUAAAGUAAAUUUUUUAUCUGAAGUUUGUCGCCAUCGUUCGAGAUCAAGGCAUCUGUCUGCAAAGGUCAGUGCUAAACACCAAGAAACCAGAUGUCCAGAUGUAGCUAAUAUGUUGCAAACUCCACAAGGCUUGAAAUCAAUAUUUAUUUGCAGUCAUGGACCCAUCACUAACUGGAGUCCCGAGUGGCCCUGCUAUCAGAUCAGGCGUUUCAGUGUCUAAUUCAACUACUACCUCAAACCGAACCAGACCGAGAGUCAACAUGCCAACUCCACCAGCAACCCCUACGACCUCCACUGCUUCUCCACGGUUAUCUCCAGGCCAGCUGUCACGCUCUUCUUCCCUCUCCACACCACCUGACUCUCCUCUGCGGCAGCCCAUCAGGAGUGCCUCUGUUGGGGGUAGGUCUCAGCUCAACGCAGCCUCUCCUGGAAGUCCCAUCUCUGGAGCAAGCACACCGCCGCAAACCCCUCUCACACCAGAGCCAGAAGACCAAGAAGAGGAAUUUAGUUUUGAGGUUUUGGAGGAGAGAGCAAAGUCAGGAGAUGCCAAAGCCCAGAUGAAGAUGGGCAGAUACUUCCUGGCACUAGGAGAGGAGAGAGACGAGGAGCUCAAUAACUGUACAGCAGUGACUUGGCUGAUUCAGGCGGCCAAACAGGGGCGCAAAGAUGCUGUCAAACUACUACAGCAAUGUUUGGCUGCAAGGAAAGGCAUUACUUUAGAGAAUUUUGAAGAGGUGAAGAAGUUGAGUACAGAGUCGCGUUUUGAAAGAGGUGUGAGAAAAGCUGCUCUGCUCAUGUACUGGAAGCUCAAUCCAGACAGAAAAAAGUCUGUGGCUGUGUCUGAGAUGCUUGAAAAUGUGGAGCACGUCCACACUGAGCCAGGUCAACCAGUGCCACAGAGUCCACUAAACAGCUCUGCCAAGAAACAGAGGAGAGUUCUGGAAACUAUGGUCACCAGUGAGUCCUGUUCUCAUGUGGGCCUGGAUGACUUUGUUGAGAUGACCAAAAAGUACGCUCAGGGGGUAGCACCAUCUCGGGUUAUGGCCACAGCUGGAGAUGAUGAUGACGACGAUGAUGUUGUCCAUGUGAAAAAUCCAGAUGAGCUCCCUCUUCCUCAAAAGAUGCUGAAGUUCCCCCUUCACGCUCUGUUGGAGAUAAAGGAGCACCUGAUCGACUGGGCGUCCCGGGCUGGCAUGCAGUGGCUUAGUGCUCUCAUCCCCACGCACCAUGUCAAUGCUCUCAUCUUCUUCUUCAUCAUCUCCAACCUCACUAUAGAAUUCUUUAUAUUUUGUAUUCCAUUGCUGGUCUUUUAUCUUUCAUUUUUUUCCAUGGUCAUCUGCACACUAAGGGUAUUUCAGAAUUCAAAAGCCUGGGAGAAUUAUCGCGCAUUGACCGAUCUGUUGGCACACUUUGAGCCUGGUCUCGACUUGGACCAGGCUGAAACAAACUUUGGAUGGACACAUUUGGAACCUUAUUUAUAUUUUCUACUCUCUGUGAUCUUUGUGGUAUUUUCCUUCCCUGUUGCGGACAAGUCCUGGGUCCCCUGCUCAGAGAUGGCUGCAGUUGCCCUUUUCUUCACCAUUACGGCUUUCCACAGCCUCCAUGCCUCCGCUCAAAUCUUCGCCCGGAAAGCCCUUUUUACUGAAGUCCUGUCUGGGAUUUGCUCUCUCACCCACCUGCUCCCGGACUCCUUCUGGAUCCUCAAAAUAUUUGGGAUGACUUUCUUUUCAUUGCCUCUUGGAGAAGUUGUGGCGUUAAACAUAGGAGUCCCUUGUCUCCUGUAUGGACAUCUUAUCUAUUUACUUUUUUGCAUGGCACAAGUAAAAGGAUUUAAAGGCACUUAUCUUUGCCUGGUGCCUUAUCUGGUCUGUUUCACCUGGUGUGAGUUGUGUUUGGUUUUUCUCAAUAAUGCCUCUGCAAUUGGACUUAUCCGUACUUGUAUUGGCUACCUGCUGUUCCUAUUUGCCUUGCCUAUUCUAACACUGGGCCUUGCUGCAAUGCUCAUGAUCCAGUUAUGGCAGUGGUUCCUUGCACUGGAAGUUACUAAAAUGGUGGUUACCCUUGUCAUCUGUUUUGUACCCGUUGUGCUGCGACUGUGGACGCGUUUUAGCUUGAAUCCUAUCAAAGUUUUACGUUCAUUGUCCAGAAGCAGCAUCGUCAAGCUCAUUUUGGUUUGGAUCAGUGCAGUGGUGUUAUUCUGUUGGAUGUAUGUAUAUAGAUCAGAUGGUAUGAAAGUUUAUAAUUCAACACUAACAUGGCCCGAAUAUAGCAAUCUUUGUGGUCCUUUGGCUUGGAAGGAGUCUAACAUGGCUCAGACUCAAAUCCUCUGUUCUCAUCUUGAAGGACACCGCGUCACCUGGACAGGGCGCUUCAAAUACGUGCGGGUAACUGACAUAGAGAACGGACCCGAGUCAGUUAUUAAUCUUCUUCCUGUUGUUGUGGGGAACUGGAUGCGAUGUCUCUAUGGUGAACCGUACCCUAAAUGUGAUGGAGUGAAAGAUUCAUCUGAUGGGCCUCAACCUGCAAAUGCCCCCACUCCAGAAAAUCCUUUAUGCAGACUUAAAAGACUAGCUAAAAACGAAUGCCAUGUCAAACGCUUUGACCGAUACAAAUUUGAAGUCACGUUGGGCAUGCCUCAAGAGAGAAAGACUAAAAAUGGCACAAUAGUAGAAGAUGAAGACUCAACUAAAGAUAUUGUUUUAAGAGCGAGUAAUGAGUUCAAAUCUGUGCUUUUACAUUUGAAUGGGGGCAGUUUUGUGGAGUUUAGUACCAUCCUAGAAGGACGUCUAGGCUCUAAGUGGCCUGUGUUUGAACUGAAAGCGAUUCACUGCCUGUCCUGUGGAGAUGCCCGGGUGCCCACCAGGAAACAAUACAAGAUCGAACACGACUGGAGACGCACAGUUCAAAAUGCAUUACAGUUUGGGUUUGACUUCUUUUUUAGUCCCUUCCUCACGGCACAGUUAGAACAUCCAGACUCAGAAACUGGGACAGAAAUUGUGGUCAGAGAUAAUACAUCUGACUAGAUGUGAAUCACUACUAAUAACAGUAAUAAUGGAGGUAUAUUUUGCACUUUACAAGCUUGAGAAGUCUGAAAGAGCUUGAUAGCGCAAAACAGUAAAUAAUUCAGGACACUGGUGGAGAACUAUUUCAAUAGCCACUACUGCCUGGGGCAAGCUAACAGAUGUGAUCACCAGUCUUUGCCUCUGAGCCAUUUUCAACCAUCAGUCCAGCCUUUGUCCUCAGUAUACUAUAUAUUCUAUUUUAUGUAAUAAUUAUAUAACCAUUGAGAACUUAGUUUAUUAAUUGAAGUUUAUGAUACUAAAUCAAUAUUUUGAUAUGUAUAGAAGGAAGGAUGUAUUAAUACUGACAGUAAUUUAUAGUGCUUCAUUCAAAAUUGUAACCGUGAGAUGCAGUUAACUGUCCGAUUGUUAUGGGAAAAUAUUUUAAGUGCCUUUUACAGAGUAUACUAAAUCACAAUACACUUUAUUAUUUAUGUCCAAGUAAAGGACGAUUUUGUGUCAUAACAUUCAGUCCAUUUAUUUCUUUUGACCAAUGUUUCCUGCUGUGCAGGACUGUAAUAUAAUAGUUUUCCUUCUUAGGUGUUAUGUUUAACAUGGCAUUAGCUUGUAGCUGUACUAUCAGUGGUUAUAAAUAUGGUAAAACUG